ACUUCUUCCCCUUCUUCCUCUCUUCAUCUUUCUCGUCUGUGCUGCUUGAAGCUUACGUUCGUGCGCUUCUUCCUCUUCGUUUCCCCCUUUUUCUCUUAUUGUGCGUGCUAUUGAACGCCUUCUUCGCGGAUUGUUUAACUCCUUCGUCUGCGCCUCGCCCGCGAAAUCAAGAAAAAUAUGGAAAGGGAGAUGAAGGCAAAAUCAUCAGUUGAGGAGAAUGGUCCAAAACGCUGCAACCCUAUUGGGGAAGGAGCGCAGAGGAGGCUGUCCAUAGUGGACUUAGUGCUGAGAGUAAUGGCAGCCAUGGCAACACUGAGCAGUGCAGUUGUGAUGGCCACAGCCAAUCAAACUCUGCCAUUUUCUACGCAGUCUUCUCAAUUCAAAGCAGACUACAAAGAUCUUCCCACCUUUACGUUCUUUGUGAUGGCAAAUUCCAUAGUUUGUGGGUACCUCUUUCUUUGUCUUCCACUAUCCAUCUUCCAAAUGGUGGAAGUUGCUGCAGUCACCCCACGGCUCAUCUUGCUCACUUUUGACACGAUGGCGAUGGCGCUUGUGGCUGCUGGCGCAUCGGCAGCAGCGUCGGUGGUCUACUUGGCUUAUCGAGGCAAUGAUGCUGCUAAUUGGGUUUCGUUUUGCACCCAAUUCAACUCCUUCUGUCAGCACAUUUCUGGAUCUUUAAUUGGCUCUUUCGGUGCAGUCUUUGCUUUGAUACUCUUGAUUAGUAUCUCGGCUACGUCUAUUUCUCGACGCCCAUCAUGAAUAUUCUUGCAAUCCUUUAAAUAAUAAACCUUAUGCCAAAAAUUUGUCUUAAACCCCACUCCCCUAGUUGUGAGAUUGUAUAAUCAUAAACAAACAAACAAUAAAUAAAA
Messenger RNA from Momordica charantia (bitter melon), 869 nucleotides. Its product is annotated as casparian strip membrane protein 1. Lineage: Eukaryota; Viridiplantae; Streptophyta; Magnoliopsida; Cucurbitales; Cucurbitaceae. The record is from RefSeq and is a predicted model, not a curated record.